This is a messenger RNA of Myxocyprinus asiaticus (Chinese sucker), 906 nucleotides long. RefSeq names its product ras-specific guanine nucleotide-releasing factor RalGPS1. Gene Ontology annotation, biological process: Ras protein signal transduction; positive regulation of GTPase activity. The record is from RefSeq and is a predicted model, not a curated record. Gene Ontology annotation, cellular component: plasma membrane. Gene Ontology annotation, molecular function: guanyl-nucleotide exchange factor activity. Lineage: Eukaryota; Metazoa; Chordata; Actinopteri; Cypriniformes; Catostomidae.
AUGGGUAAGCUUCUGGUCCUAACCGCUCAAACACUGAAGAUUCAUGCAGAGAUCCUAAGCCAUUUUGUCAAAAUCGCAAAGUUGAUCAGCAGGAAGGACAAGGCCACAUUUGAUAAGCGGGACUACCUGACUUCUAAAGAGGAGAACUACGCCAGAAUGAGAGAGUAUAUCAGGUCGCUCAAGAUGGUGCCACGCAUCCCUUACCUGGGAAUUUACCUGCUGGACAUGAUAUACAUCGACUCGGUCUAUCUCGCCUCUGACAGCAUCAUCGAGACUGAACAGUGAACCAAUCAGAUGAACAAUAUCCUGCGAGUCAUUUCUGACCUGCAGAUGUCCUGUACAUAUGAUCAGUUCAAUCACCUCGUGACCCUCCCUCAUGUGCAGAAGUACUUGAUGUCUGUUCGCUACAUUGAGGAACUUCAAAAGUUCGUGGAGGAUGAAAAUUUUAAAUUGUCUCUGAAGAUUGAACCAGGAAACAGUUCUCCUCACAUGGCCACUUCCAAAGAAGAUCUUGCAGGUCCCUCUGAGGUCUCUCUCUCGGUGUGGUUUAAUCGAUGGCCCACAUGCCCUGAUGCCACUCUGGGGGUCCAUAUUCGUGGGCCUCCACACGCGCUACAUCUCCGCGGUAACGCGCUCAACAAUAUGAUGUGGCAGUUUGGUGUGGUGGAGAGUAAAAGGUUUCCCACAGAGGAACCACACCAUCUGCUGGACGACAGCUUCUUAGAGUCACAGAGUCCAGCCCGGAACAAACCAUACAGCUCGCCUGUGUCUAACGGCAUAUCUAUAGGCAGCAGUCAGAAUUCAUUCUGUGAUGACCUUUCUCCAGGGGUCGAGAGGGGGCGCAUGUAUGCCACUCUGGGCCCUAACUGGAGGGUUCCUCAUCGCAACUCACCUAGAGGGCCAUGA